AUGCUCAACGUUGGUGGCCGUUUGGCAUGUAUUCCGUGUUACGAUGUUGCUCGCAGCGUUGAAUGUGUGACUGAAAUUUGGUUGCUAGAGGAAUGCCGUGAAAAGAAUCAAGUUUUGGUCAAAGAGAAGAUAUGUUUCCAAGAGAUGCCGUUUGAGAAAAUAUCUGGUGGUAGGAACUGGGGGGUUUCUCCAAUGGGGGAA
This is a messenger RNA of Oldenlandia corymbosa var. corymbosa, 201 nucleotides long. Lineage: Eukaryota; Viridiplantae; Streptophyta; Magnoliopsida; Gentianales; Rubiaceae. The record is from the annotation of a GenBank genome assembly.